Erigeron canadensis is the source of this 2486-nucleotide messenger RNA. RefSeq names its product tRNA uridine 5-carboxymethylaminomethyl modification enzyme MnmG. Gene Ontology annotation, biological process: tRNA methylation; tRNA wobble uridine modification. Lineage: Eukaryota; Viridiplantae; Streptophyta; Magnoliopsida; Asterales; Asteraceae. Bases 77 to 2218 code for a protein of 713 amino acids. The record is from RefSeq and is a predicted model, not a curated record. Gene Ontology annotation, molecular function: flavin adenine dinucleotide binding. The transcript is spliced from 13 exons.
CUCCUAUCUUAUUUACCUGGGCAUUUUCAUAUUCUCAGUUCAUCCUUCACCGGCCACCAUCGCCGCCGCUGCCGCCAUGGCGACCGCCGCCGUAUCUCUUUUACACUUUACCAGAAUCCCCAGAAACCACGUGGCUAUCUUCCCUUUAUUCCGCCCUACACGCCCAUCUUCACUUAGCUUCAGACCCACCUCCAAAUCACAGAUACUUUCUUUCAAUUAUAUCUCUACAUAUUUUACUAGAUACUUUUCAGUCACUGCUUCAAGUUCAUCAGAUUGGAGUAAUCAGGUUGUAGCGAGUGAUGAAAAAUAUGACGUAAUAGUGGUAGGAGGCGGCCAUGCUGGAUGUGAAGCUGCUCUUGCCUCUGCUCGUUUAGGGGCUAAAACGCUUCUUCUAACCCUUAAUAUUGAUCGAAUUGCGUGGCAGCCCUGCAACCCAGCAGUUGGUGGACCUGCAAAGUCUCAACUAGUACAUGAAGUGGAUGCACUAGGUGGUGAAAUUGGAAAGAUUGCUGAUAGGUGUUAUUUGCAAAAGCGUGUUCUUAACGUCUCUAGAGGUCCUGCUGUUAGAGCAUUGCGUGCUCAAACUGAUAAAAGAGAAUAUGCUAUUGAGAUGAAAAAGAUUGUUGAGAGCACUCCCAAUUUGUCAAUUCGAGAGGCGAUGGUAACAGAUCUUUUGCUGGGAGAAAAUGAUGAUGUCAAAGGUGUUCGGACAUUCUUUGGGAUGAACUUUUAUUCUAAAUCUGUUGUUCUUACAACUGGAACUUUCAUGAGUGGCAAGGUUUGGAUCGGCAGAACUUCUAUGCCUGCAGGAAGAGCUGGGGAAUCAGCUUCCCUUGGUCUGACAGAGUAUUUGCAGUCACUUGGAUUCGAAACUGAUCGGUUAAAAACCGGGACACCUGCACGAGUCGACUCACGCACCGUUGAUUUCUCUCUGUUGGAGCCUCAGCAUGGAGAUGAAGAGGUGCACUGGUUUAGUUUUGAUCCUGAGUACCACAUUGAACGGGAACAAAUGUGCUGCUAUCUCACUCGUACCACAGAAAUCACUCAUCAGCUAAUAAAAGACAAUUUACAUGAGACUCCCACUUACGGGGGAUGGGUGGAAGCUAAGGGACCUCGAUAUUGCCCCUCAAUUGAGGAUAAGAUUGUGAGAUUCCAGGAUAAAGAUUCCCAUCAAAUAUUUCUUGAACCAGAAGGCCGAAGUGUGCCCGAUCUUUAUGUGCAGGGAUUUUCAACUGGGUUACCUGAAAGAUUACAGUUACCACUGUUGAGAACCUUACCAGGAUUGGAAAAUUGUUCGAUGCUUAGGCCAGCAUACGCUGUCGAGUAUGAUUACUUACCUGCUCAUCAGUGUUCCAGGUCUCUUAUGACAAAAAAAAUCGAAGGGCUUUUUUUCUCUGGUCAAAUAAAUGGAACAACAGGUUAUGAAGAAGCUGCUGCUCAGGGAAUUAUUUCUGGAAUAAAUGCUGCCAGACAUUCAGAGGGGAAACCUCUUAUCGUUCUUGAGAGGGAAAGUAGUUACAUAGGUACUUUGAUUGAUGAUCUGGUCACCAAAGAUCUUCGAGAACCUUACCGCAUGCUGACAAGCCGCUCAGAAUACCGGUUAAUUCUUCGAUCUGAUAAUGCUGAUAGCCGUCUCACACCUCUAGGACGUGAAAUUGGUUUGAUUAACGACAAAAGGUGGACAGCAUACCAAGACAAGCAAGCUCGAAUCUCAGAGGAGAAAAAGAGAUUGAAGAGUGUCCGGGUUACAAGUGAAGAGUUAUUCAGUGAAGUUACUCUUCUGUCCGGUCAACCAGUAAAGGAUCAUUCAACUCUUGAAGGUCUCCUCAAAAAGCCACACAUUGAAUACAAACUGCUUGACAAACAUGGUUUUGGUGGUGAUGACCUGUCUAGGAUAGAAAAAGAAUGCAUUGAGAUCGAUAUCAAGUAUGAAGGCUUGAUAGCACGCCAACACAGCCAAUUGCAACAGAUGGUUCAUCGACAACAUAAACCCCUUCCCGCGGACUUAGAUUAUCAUUCGAUGAAUACUUUAUCACAUGAAGCACGUGAAAAGCUUUCAAAGGUAAGGCCACAGACUAUCGGUCAAGCAAGCAGGGUUGGCGGGGUUAGCCCUGCAGACAUCACGGCACUUCUUAUUGUCAUGGAGUCCAACCGCAGGAAAGCUCAAGAACUGAAGACGCACCAAAUCUUGGCUUCUGUAAUUGCAGAUUCGGCAUAAAUCAAUCUUCUGUUGAAAACGAGUUCUGGGACCCUACAUAUCUCGGCUAAUCCAUCUAUGAGAUGGUCGAAGAAUCGUCAACUUUCAUGUACAUAUGAGAUUAUUAUGUUAUCAUAUUAAUUAUGACUAUCCGUAAAUUCUGGUAUUGGGUAUAUUUUAUUAUUUUUGAUUUUUGAUAUUGAAGUAGUGAAAUGAUAGGUGUAUAUGUAAUUGUAAUAUGCGAUAUUCAUAUAUCAUUAAUAAAAGUACACUUAAAUUUCUAACCAUA